Molecule: messenger RNA, 488 nt
Organism: Haliotis rufescens (red abalone)
Lineage: Eukaryota; Metazoa; Mollusca; Gastropoda; Lepetellida; Haliotidae
Product: CD59 glycoprotein-like
Exons: 3
Coding region: 42-461 (139 amino acids)
Source: RefSeq, a predicted model, not a curated record
UCACCUCACCUCACCUCCACUUGUGGCGUGAUCAUGUUUAAAUGAUCCAGGUUGUUAGCAGACACCAAAACAUCACUGCUGACAUCUGCGCACGCAGAUCAAGGUCAUUCAGUCCUGCACACCACGUAUUGACACAGUUCUUUUUUGAAGUCGCUGCCUGUAAAAACCCAGUGAUGAACAAUGGACUCACGCUUGUGUUUGUGUUUGUAUGUAGUUUACAUACUGGAACUGCUCUGAAUUGUCUUGCUUGCGCUUCUGUGAGUGAAAGUUGUCGCCUUCAGACCACUGUGUGUCCCCCUGGUAAGGAUGUGUGUGUUGGGCUGUACGACCGGCUUCUUCCAGCCAGGAUGUUCGGUUGCAGUACCAGCAAGGCUUGCCAACAGCUCGUGCAGAGUCGGAGUUCCCAUGGCAACCUUUUCGUGUUCUGUUGUUCAAGAAAUCUCUGUAACUGGCACGCGUAAAAUGUGAUGAUAAAAAUAAUGUCGACA